Tachysurus vachellii is the source of this 3981-nucleotide messenger RNA. RefSeq names its product transcription initiation factor TFIID subunit 3. Gene Ontology annotation, cellular component: plasma membrane. Lineage: Eukaryota; Metazoa; Chordata; Actinopteri; Siluriformes; Bagridae. The record is from RefSeq and is a predicted model, not a curated record. Gene Ontology annotation, biological process: T cell receptor signaling pathway; integrin-mediated signaling pathway; protein localization to plasma membrane. Gene Ontology annotation, molecular function: protein binding. The coding region runs from base 216 to 3392 and encodes 1058 amino acids. The transcript is spliced from 18 exons.
AAUGGUCCAUCCGUAUUUAUUCCAGAAACACUGCCGCGUAGCAUAGGUCGCAAACAUUACUUUGGAUUUGUUUUCCUCAUGCGUAUGUUAUCUCGUUUCGGAUUGGAUUAAUUUACGUUGAGUAAUUUGUUGGAUUAACAGUGAGAUGACACUUAGGUGAUGGUAAGGAAAGUCCUGUUUUUUUGAAGUUGGAUUACAAUUUGGUACUACAUACGAUGGAACAGGGUGAAGAGAUGAAAGUUAAGACCCUGAGGGAAAGGUUCCAGAAUGAUGAUUUUUCAAGGAGCCGAACCAAACCUGCCAUUCCAGAGAAACCCAAAACCAUCCCCCCAAUUUCUCCCACCUCAAAAAUCAGCAACCCCCUAAUUGCUUCCAUCAACUCAGCCGUGGAGAAUCGCAUGGCUCCUCGUGUGGUCUUUAAAGAUGACAAAAAGACCCGCCCACUAUCUCAGCCUGAAACCUCAGAGGUAAAGCCAAAGCCUAUUUUGCUGGAUAAGAACCAGAAGAAGGAAGCAGAUCUUAUCAAACAAGCCAUGAAAGAUAAAAAGAUUUUGCCCACGAGUCCUGUUUCACCAGUCUUAGAACAGAAACCCAAACAUGAAUCUAUCCCAAAGUCUCCAGGUCUGGAGACACCAGUCAAAGUCCCUACACCAUUCAAGAACGCUAUAGUAAACAAGAGAGACAACGAUGAGGAAGGAAUGAUACACUUCUCAGAAUGGGAUGUACCAGCUACCCCUGUCCUUGAUCAUUCAGAUUCCAGCAUUUCUACUCAUGCCAAGGCAGAGGCUACUGAUAAAAAGUCUGUGGUUCCCAAGGCUCUUGUUCCACCUGUUAGAGCAAACCCUACUAUCACUCCUCAAGUUAUUUCUCCACGAGUUAUUUCUCCUCCAGCAUUUUCACCCUCAAAAUCUCCUGCCCUGAAAGUUCCACAUCCUGUUCACCAAAAUGGUCCUCAAAUGGAGAUCCCAAGGCCAGAAGUUCCUCUUAGACAUAAUUCCCAGGCCAUAAGUCCAACAGCAGAUAUUUUUACAAAUAAUUUACCAGAAGCUGCAACGACAAUUCCAGAAAGCUCUGAUAUAUUUGACAUGAACAUUCCACCUCCAAUUUUUCCUGAGGACUUUUCUGAUGGCCCGUCUGAUGUAGAUAUUUCUCCCUAUGCUACUUCUGAGCCUUUAUUUCCUUGGGCUUCCCUUUCUGCUACUCCAGUUCUCCAAAGUCCUCCACAAUAUCAUACAGAUUCCUCUUUUUCAUAUUCAGAGCCUGUUUUCACGUUCAGUCCUUUACCAGCAAGCAUAUCUCCAUCAAUGAAUUUUGAGUCAAUAGCAGAAAACAGGGUAACUGAAUCACCCAAAUUGAAUGACCACACUGAGAAACCCUUGGAAGUUCCAUUGCUCAACUCACCCUCAGUCACUUCAGUGGUCUCUGCUCUAGCAAGAGCAGAAGAGAUGUCCCCUGUUAAGCAUAACUCUUGUGAUCAACGACUGCUUAAACUUCUAGAAAAGGCUAAGCGUGGGGAGCGUGGUAAGACUAUAGUGGGGACUCAGUUAUCCACUCCUGAAAUUCUGCCUGUACUUGAAGAAGAUUUGCCUAGCAAUUCUCCACUUGUCUCUUCACCACCAGAGACAGCCCAUGCUGAACCAGUUUUACAUGUGGAUGCCUCAAAUGCCCCUGAACCUUUUGUGAAUCUUCUUGAUAUCCCCCCUGUUGACUAUGAGGGCAAGGCAGAAAAAGCAGCAAACGCAGAGUAUAACAUCGAGCCUCAUGGAACAUCUCUCAAUAACCAAGAUCACAUGAAUAGUUCACCUGCUCCAAAGAUGGUGGUUGUGCAAAGACCUGUUAUGCCUCCUCCACCUCCUCCCAGAAAGCCCCUGUCGUCUGUCCCAAAUGGUGGUCUCACACCAGAGAAACCACCUCAGCUCCCAAGCAAAGACAUGAAGUCCACUAUUCAGCCAAGUCUGCCCCUGGAGGACAAAGAAAUAAUUAUUCACGCUCCUGCUGAAUUUAACCCAAAGGAUUCAAGAGGUGAAGAUACAGAAAUUUGGGAUUUAGCUGAAAGAGUUGGGUCACAAGACAACGCUCCAGAUCAUAGAAAUUCUGUCACAUCAGUUCAUGAAGGAGCAUUUUUCGAACACUUAAAUCCCAAACAUCAAAACCUACAUAUGGACUCUACAGAUACCGGACUUCCCAAGACAGUAGCUACUGAAUAUUCAGAUUCGGCAACAAACUCUCUUUCCAGUCCAGCUCUUCUAUCUCCAACAGGAAAACAAUUCAGCUACAGCAGCACAGAUUUGGAAGACAUGGCAACCGGAAAGAAAAGUAAAGCACCAAAGAAACUACGCAAAGGAUCUCCUAAGAAUCCAUAUGCUGAAACACCUGUUGUGACAGAGGAACACCCCAAGAAAAUAUUCUCCAAAAAGAACUCUGUGUCAGAUGAAAAGGAAAUGAAGUUGAAAGAAAAACAAAGGCAGAAGGACAAAGAGAAAGAGAAGGAAAAAGAAAAGGAGCAGAAAGAGAAGGAGAAAGAAAAGAAGGAACAGAAGGAUAAGAAGAAAGAGCAGAAGGAGAAGGAGCUGAAAGAGAAGGAAAAAGACAAGAAGGAGCUAAAAGAGAAGGAAAAAGAAAAGAAGGGACAGAAAGAGAAGGACAAAGAAAAGAAGGAACAGAAAGAGAAGGAGAAGAAAGAAAAUGAAAUAAAGAAGAAAUUCAAGAUCACAGGAGAGGAGGAGGCCUUGUACCAGGCUAAAGUGACAGAGAGCACUAAGGGCCGGAAAGAUGAUCUGGGGAUAAAAGCCGGAGAUAUCGUCAGCAUCAUUCGCACCACAGACUGCCCUAAAGGAAAAUGGCUGGCUAGGGACAGUACAAACAAAUAUGGCUAUAUCCCGGUGGAGAGUGUGGAGUUGGAUAUUGAGGAAAUGAUGGUGCUGGGGAAUAAAGCUAAAGCUAAUAAUAAGCCCAGCAUUAAUGGGAUAAUAGACUCAAAGGCCCCCAGUAUUGACAUGUCCUCACAUCAUUACAGUCUGAACCAAGAGAGUUUCGAAGACGACAGUGAGGAGUGGGGUGACGAUGACGACGACGCCGUUUUCCCAGCGGAUCACACCACAGAUAUAGUUCUGAACCAGCUGGCUUCUCCAGACAGUGGUCCUAAGACAGUUCCUGCUCUACCAGCACAUACUGAUAGAAGUGAUACCGCUCAAGGAGGACGAGAAGUGAUUCAUAAACUGACGACCUUCUUCGCGCAGCCGACCGUCCCCGUACUGCAGAGCAACACACCAAUCAAAGAACCAGUGAUGCCUGUGGUCUGUGUUCAGGAACCAGUCAGUUCCCUCAAACAGGAAGUAGAACUGCAGAUACUUCCUCCUCCAGAUUCCUACGCCGACCUCGUCAUGGGGUGAACAGCAGGCAUUUAUUCCAUCUGACAUGCUGUGGACAUUUUUAAAAGACUUCGACGUACGCUUACUUCUGUCUACAUUAUGAAAGAACUUGACUGCAACUCUUCCCCCUGGCUGAUGUGAAAGAAUGCUGUCAGGCCUGUAGAAAAAUGAGGCGUGGGCAUGCACGCGGUGUACACAUGGUUCAAGGUGGGGUUCAUUUUAACUCCCGUGUUACCUGAGAAGGACUCUGAAUGGAGGAAUGUUCAGCAACAAGUGUGCUGUAUGAUGUUAUUAUUUUCCUUGUGGAAGCUGGGUGUUUUUACUUCCGCCAUGCUAUUCUGAGAAAUCCGAUUCAAGAUUCCUUCUAGAUAAUGUUGGCUGUAAACCUGCUAUAUAAUACAAAGAGCUCAGAAGACACAAAGUUAAACUGGAAAAUAUGCCAAAGCAACAAAGAACCAAUCAUUUGGUUGAGGAUCCACUAAGAUAUUAUAGUUUCUGACUUAAGACUAUACUGUAUUGCGUUUGUACUGUAUAUAGUUAUUUUCACGCCUCAGUUUAUUUUUCAAGUAGUCUUAGUCAUUACAAAACAUAAUCACCUGACAGAAAGACA